GUUAAUAUUGAGCCAUUCUUUUCGAGGGAUCUAAACUGUGGCCUUAGUUUGGGAUUUUUUUAUUGAGGGGAUUGAAAUCCAUUUUAGAGAAGAAGAGCCAGCCUACUAGUGCGGCGGAACAGAGGAAAUCAGGUGGAGGAUGAAGGGUGGUCGGAGGCCGAUCUACGCGGCGAUAACAUGGCUGAGCCGGCAACCGCCGAAGGUGAAAGCAUUUCUGGCCGUGAUAGCGGGGAUGGCCACGCUGGCGAUGCUCCGAGCCGUCAUCCACGACCACGACAAUCUUUUCGUCGCUGCCGAGGCUGUUCACUCCCUCGGGAUUUCCGUUCUCAUCUACAAGCUCACCAAAGAAAAAACCUGCGACGGGCUUUCACUAAAAUCCCAGGAACUCACAGCCAUGUUCUUGGCUGUUAGACUGUACUGCAGUUUUGUAAUGGAAUACGAUAUACACACAGUUCUUGAUCUGGCUACACUCGCUACGACUCUGUGGGUUAUUUACAUGAUUCGUUUUAGUCUAAGAUCAAUUGAAAUGGAGCACAGAGACAGUUUUCCCAUAUAUUUUGUGGUUCUACCUUGUGCAAUUUUAGCUUUGCUCAUUCACCCAACUACAUCACAUCACCUUGUAAACAGAAUCCUAUGGGCUUUUUGCGUGUUCUUGGAAGCCGUUUCUGUGCUUCCUCAACUGCACGUGAUGCAAAACACUAAGAUCAUCGAACCAUUCACAGCUCAUUAUGUAUUUGCAUUGGGUGUUGCAAGGUUCUUAAGCUGUGCUCACUGGGUACUACAGGUUUUGGAUAGUCGCGGACAUCUCCUUGUGGCUCUAGGUCAUGGCUUAUGGCCUUCUAUGGUGCUUAUAUCUGAAAUAGUUCAAACUUUCAUCUUAGCAGACUUUUGUUACUACUACAUGAAAAGUGUUUUUGGAGGGCAGCUCGUGCUGCGCCUUCCUACUGGAGCUGUGUAAGACAACAUGAUGAUAAAACAUAUCUCAACCCUCUUUUGAAUGAAGUUUUUCCGGUCCCCAUCUCUUAUUUUUGCCCCUUUUGGUAGUUUUUAAUUCCCUAUAGUGCUUAAAAGUAAAUCCAUUAAUUUUUG
Cuscuta campestris is the source of this 1089-nucleotide messenger RNA. NCBI's taxonomy places the organism in Eukaryota, Viridiplantae, Streptophyta, Magnoliopsida, Solanales, Convolvulaceae. The record is from the annotation of a GenBank genome assembly.